Cygnus atratus (black swan) is the source of this 888-nucleotide messenger RNA. It is a transcript of the gene PHOX2B, whose product is annotated as paired like homeobox 2B. The record is from RefSeq and is a predicted model, not a curated record. Bases 1 to 888 code for a protein of 295 amino acids. The transcript has 3 exons. Gene Ontology annotation, biological process: regulation of transcription by RNA polymerase II. Lineage: Eukaryota; Metazoa; Chordata; Aves; Anseriformes; Anatidae. Gene Ontology annotation, molecular function: RNA polymerase II transcription regulatory region sequence-specific DNA binding; DNA-binding transcription factor activity, RNA polymerase II-specific.
AUGUAUAAAAUGGAAUAUUCUUACCUCAAUUCCUCUGCCUACGAGUCCUGUAUGGCUGGGAUGGACACUUCGAGCCUGGCUUCAGCUUAUGCUGACUUCAGUUCCUGCAGCCAAGCCAGUGGCUUUCAAUAUAACCCUAUAAGGACCACUUUUGGGGCCACCUCUGGCUGCCCAUCCCUCACUCCAGGAUCCUGCAGCCUCGGCUCUCUUAGGGACCACCAGAGCAGUCCAUACGCAGCAGUUCCUUACAAACUCUUCACCGACCACGGCGGUUUAAACGAGAAGAGGAAACAGCGGCGGAUCAGGACCACGUUCACCAGCGCCCAGCUCAAGGAACUGGAGCGGGUGUUCGCAGAGACUCAUUACCCCGACAUUUACACCCGGGAGGAGCUGGCGCUCAAAAUCGACCUCACCGAGGCGCGGGUGCAGGUGUGGUUCCAGAACCGCCGGGCCAAGUUCCGCAAGCAGGAGCGGGCGGCGGCGGCGGCGGCGGCGGCGGCCAAGAACGGCGCGGCCGGCAAGAAGUCGGACGCCUCCCGCGACGACGAGAGCAAGGAGGCCAAGAGCACCGACCCCGACAGCACCGGCGGCCCCGGGCCCAACCCCAACCCCGCGCCCAGCUGCGGCGGAGGCGGCGGCGGCGGCGGCCCCAGCCCGGCGGGCGGGCAGGGAGCGGCGGGGCCCGGCGGCCCGGGGGGGGAACCGGGCAAGGGGGCGGCGGGGCCCGGCGGGCUGGCGGCGGCGGGGCCGGGGCAGGGCUGGGCCCCGGGGCCCGGGCCCAUCACCUCCAUCCCCGACUCGUUAGGCGGCCCCUUCGCCAGCGUGCUCUCCUCGCUGCAGCGGCCCGGCGGCACCAAAGGCAGCCUCGUCAAGAGCGGCAUGUUCUGA